UUUUUCUUUUUUUUUUUCCCCGAACAAAAACCCAAAAAUAAUCAUGCUUCCACAGCAAAGAAACUUUAACAGUAGAAGAGCAGAUGACGAUGAGGUCAAUGCCCCACUUUUAACAGCAAGAAAUAUCCCCGCUACUGGUAGUAAUGGCGAUGUCACUAUGUCUGCAUCACCUCCUAAUAAACCCACCGCCUCACGUUCAUUCCCUCAACGCAGUGCCCAUUACAAUACGUUUGUUGAACCUCCACAACCCGUCAUUAAAGCACCUCGCACCAACAAGCCAAAACUUCCCAUGCGUACCACAAAAAUCUCUCAAAAACUAAAGUUAUUCCCUGAAGAGCAAUGGCCUGACCAACAUGAAGAAGAGGAAGAAGCAGAUGUCUAUACACAAAUCGCAAAGAUUCCCCAUGGCAUGGCAAGACAGGAAGCUGAAAUGUUGAAUAAAAUGGACAGAAGCGAAUUGUCCAGAAUGACAGCUUACUGCACUGCCUCCGCUUAUCGUAUGGAUGACUUGGUGAAGUACCUUUCCACCAAGAAAAAGACAAACGGAACUGCACCCAAAAGAUUCGAUGAAUGUUUAUAUACACCUUACUCCUUUACAUAUCCUAUCGCUCCACCUCAACCAGACGAGGUCUCCAUCAACAGUAGUACACCUGUAAACAUGUAUAGAUUGCCAGAAAUCUUUUUAUUCGAUUAUGGUGUAUGUGUAUUUUGGGGUAUGACAUUAAAGGAAGAACAGCGUGUGUUAAAGUUAUUAGAACCAUUCGAAGAAGAAAAGCUGGAACCAAAUGACGUCGAGACAGAGGAAUUUCAUUAUUACUACAAUGAAGCCUAUCAACCUCGUAUCUAUAAUGACAUCAUUACGCUGCGACACCCUUCCAACUAUCUCAUCAAACUCACCAUUGCCCAUGCUAUUGCACAAAGUGUUAAGAUGACCUUGUUUGAAAGAUUGAUUGAUGAUACGAUUAAUGAAACCAAAUAUAUUCCUCAAGUGAUGGCAGAGAGUGGUAACAUCCACAUGUCCAGAACUGCUAUUACGAAAAAAAUCGGUCAAUUGUUCAUCAUGCGAAUCAAUGUCAAUUUGGUUUCAAAUAUUUUGGACACGCCCGAGAUUUUUUGGUCGGAGCCAACUUUGGAGCCAUUGUACAGUGCCAUUCGAGGAUACCUGGAAAUUUCACAACGUGUAGAGCUUUUAAAUCAACGUGUCGAAGUCAUUAGCGAUCUAUUGGAAAUGCUCAAAGAUCAUUUAAAUAGUUCGCACGGUGAGCAUUUGGAAUGGAUCGUCAUUUGGCUAAUCGCCAUGGAAAUUCUCGUCGCUGUCAUCACAACUUCCCUUGACGCCUUUAGUUUGUACUAUAAUAAAGAAUAAAUCAUAGU
Molecule: messenger RNA, 1374 nt
Organism: Mucor mucedo
Lineage: Eukaryota; Fungi; Mucoromycota; Mucoromycetes; Mucorales; Mucoraceae
Exons: 5
Coding region: 44-1366 (440 amino acids)
Source: RefSeq, a predicted model, not a curated record